Molecule: messenger RNA, 1659 nt
Organism: Xiphias gladius (swordfish)
Lineage: Eukaryota; Metazoa; Chordata; Actinopteri; Istiophoriformes; Xiphiidae
Product: carboxyl-terminal PDZ ligand of neuronal nitric oxide synthase protein-like
Exons: 10
Coding region: 103-1659 (518 amino acids)
Molecular function (GO): nitric-oxide synthase binding
Source: RefSeq, a predicted model, not a curated record
GUCUCUCCGGUGAGAGUGCGGAGGGAGCAGCUCCGGAGGAGAUGCGCAUAUCUGCGGGUCUCUAGCGCUGCCGUAAGACAAGAGUCAGUUGUCAUCAAAGCCAUGCCAGGGGUAACCAAGUACAAUUUAGUGGAUGACGUGCACGAUCUGAGGAUCCCCAUGCACAACGAGGAGGUGUUUAAGCACGGGGUCUGCUUCGAGGCAAAGUACAUUGGCAGUUUGGAGGUGGGUCGCCCUGGCAGUCGAAUGGAGAUAGUCGCUGCAAUGAGGAGAAUCAGAUAUGAAUUCAAACUGAAGAACAUAAAGAAAAAGAAGGUCAACAUUGUCGUAUCCACUGAUUGUGUCAAAGUGAUUUUACGCAAAAAGAAGAGAAAAGGGUUAUCAUGGGAUGAGAAUACUAUCUUGGUGACCCAGGAUCCCAUCUACAGGAUAUUUUAUGUCUCACAUGAUGCUCAAGACUUGAAGAUCUUCAGCUAUAUAGCGAGAGAUGGACAGAGCAACAUUUUCCGCUGCAAUGUGUUCAAGUCAAAGAGGAAGUCUCAGGCCAUGAGGAUUGUGCGGACGGUGGGUCAGGCCUUUGAUGUGUGUCACCAGCUGACCCUGCAGCAGAAAAGCGAUGUCCAGGAGGAUGAGGAGGGGAAGGCCGAAGAAUCUGAGGCAGUGCUAGCGAAGAAGAGAUUUGCAUUGUCAGAAGAGACAGACCUUGAAGCCACUACAGAGGAGAGCAUUGAGUGUGUCUCCUCAUCAGACCUGGAGAAGAGCAAAAAGGACGAGGCCCUUGGUAACCAUGGGAAGGUGUCUGAUGACCCAUCUCUGCUGCUGAACUCUCCCAUCAUUGGAGCCUCUGUGUCGGGUCAGUCGGCAGCAGAGGCUCCCUGCUCUGCAGAUCACCAGGUCCAUCUCCUUCAGAAACAACUGCAGCAGCAGGAACAGCAGGCAUUGGCAGCUUCAGCACAGGUUCACGUGCUCCAGGAGCAGCUGUCAUUGGAGGUGUGUGCGCGGACUGAAGCCCAAGCCAGAGUGCAGAGGCUGCUGCAGCAGAACACUGACCUGCUGCAACACAUUUCCCUGCUGGUCAAACAGAUCCAGGAACUGGAGCUCAAAGCUGCUGGCCAGUUAACAUCUAUGGGCUCCCAGGACAGUCUUCUGGAGAUCACUUUCCGCGCCAAGCCCCUCAGCAUGCCCCGUGAAGCCCUCACCCCUUCUUCUUCUACAGGUCCUUUAGCAGCUCAGUCCCAGCUCCAGAUUAGUGACAGUGCCUGGGCCGCUGCCCUCCCUGGGCCCUGCUCUCCGGGCACCAUUGGCAACGAUACUCAUCCUCAGGCACUCAGCCGUAGUGGAGUUCGACUCGAGUGCUUCCGCUUCUCCUCCCGGGGACCAGACAACCAGGAGCAGGGCCAGGACACGGGGGAGACUCCCAGUGACGGAGCCCCAGAUGAGAGCUUGCUGCUGCGGGAGCAGGUCCUCGGAGCCCUGGAGCUGCUUCGGUUUAGGGAGUCAGGGAUUGGGUCAGAGUAUGAAUCAAACACAGAUGAGAGUGAUGAUCGGGACAGCUGGGGACAGGGCGAGGGCGUGGGGGCCGAUGGUGCAGCUCGACUCAUAAACGUGCUGAAUGCAGAGAGUCUUCCAGACUGCUUAGGGGAUGAGAUGGCUGUGUAG